CCUCUCUCCUCAAUCGCAAGGCUGCGCUCACCGACUCGACACCGCCAACAGGGAUGCAGCGAGGGCGCAGCGCAGCCUGAAAAAUGGCACCACCACGCGUCCUGUGGAUCUAUCCAUCCCUCUCCCUCCUGUCCUCCCUGCUUCUUUUUCACGCGUUGUCGCCGUGCCGAGCCUUACGGAAUUACCCGGAGAAUGAAGUUACAUUGCUGGACUCCAUGUCAGCCUUGGCCGACCUGGGCUGGGAGGCUUAUCCUAAUGAGGGGUGGGAGGAGAUCAGUGUGAUGGAUGAGAGGAACACCCCGAUGAGGACCUAUCAGGUGUGUAACGUCAUGGAAGCCAAUCAAAACAACUGGCUGAGGACGCGCCACAUCAGCCGGGAAGGAGCUCAGCGCGUCUACAUUGAGAUCAAGUUCACCCUGAGAGACUGUAACAGCCUGCCCGGCGUUCCUGGCACCUGCAAAGAGACAUUCAACAUGUACUACUAUGAAUCCAACAAUGCCAAUCUGUGGUUCAUCAAAGAGAGCCAGUAUGUGAAGAUUGACACUAUUGCUGCAGAUGAAAGUUUUACACAGGUGGAUGUUGGUGAUCGUGUGAUGAAGCUGAACACGGAGGUGCGGGACAUCAGUAACCUGAGUAAAAAAGGUUUCUACCUGGCCUUCCAGGACCUGGGUGCCUGCAUCGCUCUGGUUUCAGUUAGGGUCUUCUACAAGAAGUGUCCGCUCACUGUGCUUAACUUGGCCCAGUUCCCCGACACAAUAACGGGUGGAGACACGGCGCUGGUCGAGGUCCAUGGUGUGUGUGUGAAUGCCUCCGAGGAGUUUGAAGCUCCCAAGAUGUACUGCAGUGCAGACGGAGGCUGGCUGGUUCCCAUCGGGAGGUGUGUGUGCAAACCGGGCUUCGAGGAAAACAAGGACGUCUGCCAACCAUGCAGACCUGGAACCUACAAAGCUUCGGCCACAGAUGCCUACUGCACCAAAUGUCCUCCUCACAGCUCGUCGCCGCAGGAGCAAGCCGUCGAGUGCAUUUGCGAGAAAGGUUUCCACCGCGCUGAGAGUGACCCACGCUCAAUGGCCUGCACACGUCCUCCAUCAGCUCCAGAGAACCCCAUCUCGACAGUGAACGAGACCUGUGUCACCUUAGAGUGGUCGCCACCCAGAGACACAGGAGGCAGAGGAGAUAUCACCUACAGCCUCCACUGCAGGAAGUGCUCUGGUGAUGGCAAGAAGUGCACACCAUGUGGGAGCAGCGUCCAUUUUGUUCCCAGACAGAUCGGUCUGUCAUCGGCCACCGUGUUGGUCACCGACCUGCAGCCCGACUCCAACUACAGCUUCACCAUAGAGAGCCAGAACGGAGUGUCGGACUUGAGUCCAACGCCAAGAGGAACGGUAGUCAUAAAUGUGACAACGUCGCAAACAGUGAGCGUUGUGUUGAAGGAAAGGCGGAGCAAGGACAGUGUGACUUUGGCCUGGCAGGGACCUGAGAGACCCAAUGGAGCGAUAGUGGAGUAUGAGGUCAUCUAUUAUGAGAAGAACCAGCGGGAGCAGAACUACACAGUGCUGAAGACUCGCUCCAACAUGAUGACAGUGGAUGGGCUGAAGCCUGGGACCACCUACGUGUUCAGGGUCAGGGCUCGAACCGACGGGGGCUAUGGGAGCUACGGUGGAGAGAUUGAACUGGAGACCAGCCACGAAGAUGUUCUGGCCAUCGGGGAUCCUAACCAGUCCACCAUUCUGGCUGUGUCCAUCGCUGGGGGAAUUGUUCUCCUCAUCUUCCUGGUGACCUGCUUCGUUGUCAGCGGAAGGCAUUGUGGAUAUAUCAAAGCCAAGCAGGACCCUGACGAAGAGAAGAUGCAAUUCCAACAUGGCCGAGUCAAGCUUCCAGGCAGCAGAACUUACAUCCAUCCUCACACGUACGAAGACCCCAACCAGGCCAUCAGAGACUUUGCCAAAGAGAUAGAUGCUUCCAAUAUUCGCAUAGAAAGAGUCAUUGGAGCUGGAGAGUUUGGGGAGGUGUGUAGUGGGCGACUUCGUGUGCAGGGGAAGAGGGAGAUCUACGUGGCCAUCAAGAGUCUGAAGGCCGGAUACUCGGACAAACAGAGGAGGGACUUUUUGUCUGAGGCCUCCAUCAUGGGCCAGUUCGACCACCCCAACAUCAUCAGGCUGGAGGGUGUCGUCACAAGAUGUAAGCCAGUGAUGAUCAUAACGGAGUUCAUGGAAAACGGAUCUCUGGACACUUUCCUCAAGAAACACGACGGCCAGUUUACAGUGAUCCAGCUGGUCGGCAUGCUGCGAGGCAUCGCCUCAGGUAUGAAGUACCUGUCAGACAUGAGCUACAUUCACCGAGACCUGGCAGCACGAAACAUCCUGGUCAACAGCAACCUGGUGUGCAAAGUGUCUGACUUUGGCCUGAGUCGAGUUCUGGAGGACGAUCCAGAGGCCGCCUACACUACAAGGGGCGGAAAGAUCCCCAUCAGAUGGACGGCUCCAGAGGCCAUAGCCUACAGGAAGUUCACUUCAGCCAGCGAUGUGUGGAGUUACGGUAUCGUCAUGUGGGAGGUGAUUUCAUACGGAGAGAGACCCUAUUGGGAGAUGUCCAACCAGGAUGUGAUCAAAGCAAUAGAUGAGGGCUACCGUCUCCCUGCUCCCAUGGAUUGUCCUGUGGUGUUGCACCAGCUCAUGUUGGAUUGCUGGGAGAAGGGGCGCAGCGACAGGCCAAAGUUUGGACAGAUUGUCACAAUCCUGGACAAACUCAUCAGGAACCCAGCCAGUCUCAGAGAGCUGGCCAACAGCUCAGGAUGCAGGGAGGACCCGUCCACCCCAGAGUUCAGCGUGAGCACGGUGGAUGAGUGGUUGGAGGCCAUCAAGAUGGGCCACUAUAAGGAGAACUUUUCCAGUGCUGGAUAUGUCAGCUUGGACUCUAUCCUUUACAUCAGUGUCAGUGAACUAGCUAAGAUGGGUGUGACCCUGGCUGGCCACCAGAAGAAGAUUUUGUCCAGUGUGCAAAGCCUGCAGACCCAAGGGACGCACGUCCAAGUAUAACAGUUUCCACAUAAACACAGACAGAGUCAAACUGGAUGCUCCUGUGAAGAGUUUCCACACUGACAUGGAGCUGUAAUGGAUACUCUGUGCUUGGGCCUCCAUUGAUUAUGAGACACACUGAGAUGGAGCCAACAUGGACGCUUGACUCCUUCACCUUCUCGCAGUUUCCCCCAUUCUUCCCAUCCUGGAUGGGCACUACUGGCUUUAGCACUCAGAGUCCCAGCAACACGAUCACCAUUAUGGAGCAACAGAGAGACACAUUUCCAACAACAAGGCCACACUUAGAGCAUCCCAGACUAUUUCACAUCAUAUCAGUUCAACAAAACAAGAAAAAAACUUUUAACAAAAGAAAUGACAAAAAAACAAAUUAGAAUAUAAUAUCAUCACUGUCUGUGAGGUGUACAGUUGGUUUUUACUGUCAUUUUGUUUGUUUUGACUUUUCACCUUGAAGAGUUUAAAAAGGCUCAGAAGAUAUGUAUGUGUAGAUAUGUGUAGAUAUAUGUUUAUACGGGCUGUGUGUCCCACAACCGUAGAGAUGGACCUAAUGUUUGUAUUGGUGGUGAGGUUUAUGUUGCUCAAACUUAACAGGAGUUAUUGCCCAGUACAUACAGUAUAUGGCCCCUUACAUUGCUCUCUGUACACAGAAAGCCAAUGAAUGAGCCGAGAUUCUGAAUGACAUGAAUGUGUGGGGAGAGGGCAUCGGAUAAACUGUACCUUUAAAGAUAGAGAGGGAUGUAGAUUUUGCUAGCUCGUUUAGGAUGGAAGUGUGAUUUGCUUAAAUAGCGUAUUUGACCUGGACAAGGGCUUCCUUAGUGACUGCUCUCAGAUACUUCCAUAGCAACUAGACCCAGUGCACCAGCCUGUGUGCACUUAAAUUGCAAUUGACUGCAAAGAAAUGGCAGAAAUUGCUUCGGGUGCAGUUAGCACAGAGAAAAUUUUACUCUUCCACUGUUUUUUUCCAAACAACAUUGUCUGUUACAGGUGAUACAGCAUGAUGUUGUCAGGAAUAUCUCAGCCCAAAAGUUUGCCUUCCCGUGUUUCAGGUGUGUUUAGAAAGUUAUAGUGUUUUAUGUAGAGCAAAAGUGACACAAAGGUCAGGAUAGAGUUGACACUGUUAAGAACAUAUAACUUGUUUUUCCAGUGUUGUGCCAUGUACAGUAACCUUGAGAUGUCCAUCUAGCCAACAUACCACCAUUCCAGCUGUAUGCUUUCCUUUCAUCAGUUCCCAUGGCUGGAUGGUUACACAAGGCCAGUCACAUAAUUAGUGUUCUGUGUUUUCCAAAUAGUCUGCUCGAUGAAAAGGAGCAUUGGAAUGGAGUCUUUUUCAGCAAGAUGAAAUAUACACAGUGUUGAUUUUCAGAUGUGCCACCACAAGAGGGAAAAUUUUACUUGAUUUGUAUGUCUGGUAGUGUCUCACUUUCUUGUUAUCAGUCAUGCCAACCUAUUUCGAGCAUCUCUUGUUUCAAACCAAUAACACAAAUUGACAAAACAAUGUUUACAGCAAGAAGCAAAUACAUGUGUGUUUUGGUUUUCCCUUAACAGAAGGAAACUGCUGCUUAUCACAUUAAAAACACAGUUAAAUAUGAAGGGACCCUCAUUGUGUACACUGUAUUAAUGGCACUGAACCUGCUUUUAGUGUAUUCCCAAAACCAAUUUUAAUAUAUGUGGUACUCUAUAGGACCAACAGUGGCAUAAAGUACAGUAUAUAUGAUUGUAUCAUAGUGUAAAAUAUGUACAGUGUUAAUUUCCAAUGUUAGAAUGUUUGUAAUGAUAACAAUGAUGAUGACUAUGAUGUACUUUUAUUGUGAAAAAGAGAUUUCUGAAGUACUAGUUCAGGGUCGGGUCAUACAGGAGAAAAGUGAAAGGAGGUGAUUCGUUGGUCUGAACAAAGGAAUGUAGCAUGGUGCAAAGCUUCAGCUUUGAUUGACAGGUGACAGUGACUGCAGUUUCUACUAUAGCGUUAGAAUGAGUAGAAUGGACUUUCGUUAUUGAUACAAUGGCUUCAUGUGCAUAUCUACCUUAAAACAGUAAUUACAUGCACUUUUUAACCCUGUCUCUGCUUACAACACAGUUUUUUAAAAAUGCUUGUUCGGAAGAGGGAGGGAGGAGGAAUAAAAUAAGGGAAAACUAAUUUCUACUUGAUAUCAGAAAAUGAACACUGGCUAAAGCUUAGCUUAGCAAAGGAGACCUAGGCUCAGCAGAUUGGCAUAUCUCCGCAUGCUGAAGUGGUGUGCGUAGAGUAAAAGUGAGAGCAUUUAAAAUGGUUAUAGGAUGGUGUUAUUUUUCCACCUUACCGAAACCAAAACACUAGCCCAAAUGUGUAAGGAAUGGAUUACACGGCAUCCUUAUCUGCUAUUGUAAGCUCCAACUGUUGGCAUGUUGAAGUGUUACUUCCAAGGUCAAGCAUGUCAUUUACUAACUAGCUUAGAGUAGUUUCUUUGGCUACAGAUUAUGUCCAAACCAGUACAUGAAAACAACAAAACAUUAAACAAGUCACCUGGAAACAUCAAAAACUCAGCCUGAAAACACAAUUUUUAGCUAAUUAAUUAGGCCAAUGUUAGUCUAAAUAAUUGUCUAUCAACAGCGGACAAAAUCUGCCUAUAUUAUAGUAAUUUAAGCCAGUAUUUUGCUAGCUUGAAAUAAAAAUUCUAGCUCUGUCAGGCAUCUAGGACUCACUGUUAUAUAAUUUUUCGAGAUAAAUCUGUCAUGAUACUUACCAAUGUGAACCAUAUGUACACUACCGGUCAAAAGAUGUAGAACACCCCAAUUUUUCCAUUUUUUUUAAAAUUGGAAAUUAUGCAUGUUCAUGUCUAAUUGUCCUCUGACAUGAAAGCAUGGAACAAAUAAACAAAUUAAGUUAAAAAAAUUAUUUAGAAACCAAAAUGUAUUCUAAACUUUUGACUCAUCAAAGUAGCCACCUUUAGCAGAUAUAACAGCUGAACACACUCGUGGCAUUCUUUCCACAGUGGAAAUCGGAUAUUCUUCAGAAGGUUCUUCCCAACUCUGCUGCAGAAGUUCCCAUAAAUGUGCGGCACUUGUAGGUUGCUUUGCUUUCACUCUUCUGUUCUGGGUGUUAUAGGUAAUCAAGAAAAACUGGGACACCUGUAGGAUUUGGUAGCACCAACUUUCAAGGCUUGAUCAACCUUGAUUGCUGCAGAGCAGCUUUAUGUUGUUAAUCCAUUUCUUGUUCCCUGAAAAAGGCCUUUUCGCAUAAUUCUGAAAUGUACAUUAUUUUUCAGCUUUGGGUAAACUUACCUUUUUUUUUUAACCUCUGGCAGUUCACCACUUACCUUUGUACCAUUUCAAGCUAUUCACUGGACUUGAACUACUUGAAUUUCAAUGAAAAACUGGGGUGCACUGAAGCUUUUGACCGGUAGUGUAUAUGGCAUAACAUGUGCCAUGCUACCAUGAAAAUCUUGACAGGCAUAGCAACAGCUACCAAUGGGCGGGGCUUAAUCUACUAAUUGGGGUGAAGCCAAAGACGCUAGCAGAAUGAAAAUUUUAAUCUCAAUAACGUCUAUAUAAUAUAAUCGAAAGAAUAAUUACUCCUUGGCAAGCCAGUUUGCUUUUUUGCCACAUAAGCCACAGAUAAAAAAAUACAAAUUCGUUGAGUCUGAAAUUGUUCAUUCUACUCUUGCUAACUCUAUGAUUUCACUCUAGCGGACUACCCAUGACCGCUGGCCUUUUUGAUGCCUUAUUUACUGAGCUAUUGUUCUUUUCUGUUGCCCUACACAGGCGAAAUUAAGAGUAAAGUGUAUAUACAGGUAGUAUUUAUCUGUGUUCUUAAGGUGACCUCACAUCAACACCCUGAUUUUGUCACAUCCCCUCCAACAGUACCGCCACUUUAACUCCUUUAAGCAGAAGAAAGUCAUUCUGCUCUACUAAAAAUAUCAUUUUAAAUUGUAAAUCCAAUGACCUGUAAAAGUAGAUGGUAAACAUGACAGUAUGGUUAUUUAUUUGCAAAUUAGGGAUGUGAUUGGCUUACAAUUUGAUCAUUUUGGUUGCAUAAUUCGCUAUGUAAAAUUUUUCAGAAAUUUAAAGGUUAGACCAGCAUUGUGUACUGCCUGAAUAAUAAUGGUGAACUGUGACAAAUGUCCUUCUUUUUAUCUAUUCAUCACUCCCACUUCAGAAAGUUAUGUCAUACCUCUACUUUCAAUUCUUAAAUCCCAGAUUUCUGUCACUUUUCACCUUGUCAAGGUUAGCUAUGUGGGCUGGUUUGCUUGAUCUCAUAUACAGUGUUUGUUUCCAUUCCCCACCAGGUCCGUAUUGUAAAUGUUCAUGGGAGAUUCUCAUAUGAGACUUUCAGCUCUCUGUCUCUCUUUGUCCUCCACUCUCUCUCUCUCUCUCUUUCUUUAGCCACCAUACAAUGCUUAUUUGUCCCCAUGCCAGUUUCCUCUGCGUUGCUUGUUGUAAAGGGUGUAGGCAAUUCUAAUGUCUUUCAUGUUGCUGUAAUAAAUAUGCUAAUAUUUCUAAUUUCUCA
Messenger RNA from Amphiprion ocellaris (clown anemonefish), 7518 nucleotides. RefSeq names its product eph receptor A4b (gene epha4b). The record is from RefSeq and is a predicted model, not a curated record. Gene Ontology annotation, cellular component: plasma membrane; neuron projection. Gene Ontology annotation, molecular function: transmembrane-ephrin receptor activity; ATP binding; protein binding. Bases 84 to 3038 code for a protein of 984 amino acids. NCBI's taxonomy places the organism in Eukaryota, Metazoa, Chordata, Actinopteri, Pomacentridae. The transcript has 19 exons. Gene Ontology annotation, biological process: cell surface receptor protein tyrosine kinase signaling pathway; axon guidance; protein phosphorylation.